AUGAAGAUGGACUCGCAGUCCGUCGUGUACCCACCCGACGACCACGUCCCGCACAACCGCCGCAACAGCGCAUUUGUUGUCGAUAACGCAUCCCCAACUCUCCUCACGGCAUUGCCGCCGGGUGUGGCUGUCAACCACGUUCAGCUGCGAGACGCCAAGAUUCCGCUACAGGACCCCGAGAUGGAGCACCUGCAGGUGGACGGCGUUCUCCCGCCCUAUUUUCGCUUCCAGCGAUCCUCAUCGACGGACAACCGCGCCGUUCGAGUCCCAUCGGGGGUCAAGAUGGAGCCUGAAGUCGCCAUGACGACGACGUCGCAAGCGCCCAAUUUGCCCAGCGACAGGGACACGCAGACGGCAUUGGCACUUGGCAGCAGUGUAUCUACGAUGGGCGUCACCACUGUCGCCGUGUACCGUAGUUCGGACCGUCGCUAUGGGGGCUUGCAUGGGUCAACGUAA
Phytophthora sojae is the source of this 456-nucleotide messenger RNA. RefSeq lists its product as hypothetical. NCBI's taxonomy places the organism in Eukaryota, Oomycota, Peronosporomycetes, Peronosporales, Peronosporaceae. The record is from RefSeq and is a predicted model, not a curated record. Bases 1 to 456 code for a protein of 151 amino acids. The transcript is spliced from 4 exons.